Messenger RNA from Acaulospora colombiana, 333 nucleotides. Lineage: Eukaryota; Fungi; Glomeromycota; Glomeromycetes; Diversisporales; Acaulosporaceae. The record is from the annotation of a GenBank genome assembly.
AUGACGGUAAUGGGGUCCGCCUGUGCAGUGGAGGGCAAAAGGGCAAAGUGGUCCAAAGGUGGUAGAGACCAAGAAUGGCUUCGCUGUUUGGGCUCGUCUUUCACGGGCCUUCCAGAAUGUCUGAGUAAUGGAUGGUCGUUAUUCCCCGUGGAAGGAUGGGCACCCAUCCUUGCCUCUGCAGCAAGUACCAAGAUGUCAUUGGAGCCUUGGAGGCGCAGCGUAUGCAUUUUUCUUGGACCGCGGAGCGGGGCAUUGGCUUAUCUUGGAACAAUCUACUGUCAAGAGCGCAGUGCUAACAGCCCUCUGCCACGCGGGAAACGAUACGCUACAUGA